UACAGCAGAGGCAGCUGAUUCACGACCGCCGCACCGCACGGAGCGCUAAACAAUCCGCUGGCCGAUGAGCACCCGGACCGCCUCCGGAGCCGUAACCGCAACGAGAACCGUAUCCGUAACAGAAACCGAGUCCAAAUCCGCCCGUUAGCCGCCAGCCAUCAUGCCCCAGUGCAGUGUGUAAGUGAGUCGCCGCCGCCCGCCGUCGUCAGGAUUCCCGAUUCCCUGAACACCCAGCAACAGGUUGUGAAUUGUUCCUCCCCGAGUGACCCGGAGGACUACCAGAAAACCCAACACCACCUCCCCCACCACCACCACACCCCAAAAUUUCAACAGAAUGCAUCAGCGCCGGAACGGUCACGGCAACGGAGCCUGCCGGGAUGCCCAGGCGGAAACAUCAUCGGCUGAGGAGGACACUGCAAAGACCCAGCUGCAAAAGAAGCCGAGUCGCGGCUGCUACUUUUCGCUGGCCUUCUCCAUUGGCUCGAUGGGACUGGCAUGCAGCAGCCUGUGGCAGAUACCCAACACCACCGAUCGCAUCUCGCUGCAGCGCGGCCUCUUCCUCACCUCGCUGGGCUUCAUCUACUUUGUGUCGCUGACGGAUUUCUGCAACAAAUAUCUGCUGGAGACGAAGCGGGGCGAGCGUUUCCGUCGCAAGUAUCGCCUCAUGAUGUCCGAUGUCCUGGAGAUUACCAACAAAAUCGUGUCCGCCAUACAGGCCUCCUUCUCCUUCCUGGUCGGCCUCAUCGUCUGCAAGUCCACCUGCACCAAAUCCUUCGUUUAUGCCUCCCACUUCCUGAUGGAGGCCUACGGCUGGUUCGGCACCGCCUACUUCAUGUACGACAUCUGGUCCAUGUACAAGGUCCACACCCAGAAGAUAGCCGACAAGCUGCAUCUGCUGCGCCUCACCAAGGCCAAGGCCGGUCAGGCGGAACUGAGUAAUGGCCAUGCCAAGGCCAGGUCCUCCUCCAACGGCAGCGGCGGCAACAACAACGGCAGUACUCCGGGUACUCCCCACGAGAUAUGCGACUACGACGGCGCCUGUGUCCAGAUACCCAAAGACGGACGCUGGGACUUCCUCAAGUACGUGCUGACCCAUCCGGUGAUGAUGAUCCAUCACGUCUUUAUCGGCACCUUCGGCCUGUUGGUGGUGACGUACAUCCGCGGUGGUGGCCACUGCAUCUACAGCUACAUGUUCAUGAUGGAGUUCUCCACACCGUUCGUCUCGCUACGCAGCAUCCUGAGCACCAUGAGGCUGAAGGAGUCGCGGGUCUACAUCGCCAACGGCCUCCUCAUGCUGGCCACCUUCUUUGUGUGCCGCGUCUGCAUGUGGCCGUACGUGAUGUGGCGCUACAGCCUGGCCAUUGAGGCGGCCUCCUUGUGGUCGGCCAUGUGCGGUCUCCCGCGUGGCUGUCUGGUCAGCAUCGCCAUUCUGUUCUUGCCGCAGCUCUACUGGUUCCACCUGAUGGUGAUGGGAGCCCUCAAGGUCUUCCUUCCAAAGAAGAAACAACGACCGCCGCCCAAUGGAGCUCUUCCCGCGACCACGCCCAUGCCCACCGUAGCCGCCGCCCACCUGUUGAAUGGGAAACCAAGUGCAAACUAAAAUCAGAUUGUUUAUUUUUUUUUUAUAUAUAAUUUUUUGAAGAAGAAUUGUAUUUAUUUUGAGGCGCAGUUCCAGCCAGUGGCUUCCGUUUAGCGAAGUCCUUGCUUAUUGUUUACAGACCUUGAUCCCCUCUAACUCCCCUUCACCCCCCUCCCCCGAAUAACAACGAACGCUGAACCUGGGAUGGAACUUUAGUUUUUAAAAAAAAGACACUAUUGUACUAAUGAGAAUAAUAAUUGUGAAACCAAGAACAAAGCUUAAUUAUAGUUACCAGAAAACCAAACGCAGGGGAAGCGAAUAAACUAUUAACUAUAUACCCCACUCCCCCCCCCCUAACCAUAAACUAUUGAAUAAAUGUUGCAUUCAAUUAUUGCUAAUGCUUAUGUUAAAAAAUCCACAAAAAAAAGAAAACAAAAAUGUAUGAAAAACUGUUGUAGAUUUAUGAAAAAUGGAAAUACUUUAGUGUGCAUUUGCAAAGCCUUGAGAACUGUUGAGAUUGUGUAGUAGAAGAGAUUAGAGAGCGAUUAGAGAGUGUUAUAGUUGGGGACCGUAAACCCAUCCGAUUCCAAAUACCAGAUACAGAAUGUAUACGUUGCUCUCAAGUCGCUUUUAGACUUGAAAAACUGAAUAACCGCACAAAUGAAUCAGUUUACUGCCUUUAUUUCAAAAUCAAAACUAUAAUUUUAGUUAAAAAAAAAACUACAGAAACUUCCUUAAUGCGGUCCCUCCUCAUCCUCGAUCGAAGAAUGUCCUAUUGGUUGCUUGGAACAUGGGAAUCUAUGUGAAGCACAAAAUCAAAUUUUAAUUGAGCUUACAACAUUGUAAUUAUAUAUAUGUAGUUAACUAUUUAAAUGUAAUAAUAUACAAAACAUCUAUAUAUUAUAUAUACUAUAUUGGCGCGAUGUUAAUGUUUGGAAACGGAUUGUUGAGCAAUUAUUGGAAGGCAGGCAGGUCGAAAGAAAAGAAAGAUUUAAUUUAAGACCGGAACCCCGAACCGGAUGCUUAGUUAUGUGUAUUUACAAAAAACUUAACCCACAACUUAUAUACCACAACUGUUUACACACAGAAUACGAAUAUAUAGAUGUAUGCCGGCGCGUAUGUAUUUUGAACUAUAUAGAAUGCAUGUAGUAGAAUGAGUGUAUUUUUGGAGUGCGGGCACUGCCCCACGGGUUGAAAUAAAGUUGCUACAGUUGCCCCCCGA
Messenger RNA from Drosophila bipectinata, 2801 nucleotides. RefSeq names its product ceramide synthase. Lineage: Eukaryota; Metazoa; Arthropoda; Insecta; Diptera; Drosophilidae. The record is from RefSeq and is a predicted model, not a curated record. Gene Ontology annotation, biological process: lipid homeostasis. Gene Ontology annotation, cellular component: membrane; endoplasmic reticulum.